GUCUCUCUCUUACUAUCAGUCUCUCUCUCACUGUCAGUCUCUCUCUUACUAUCAGUCUCUCUCUCACUGUCAGUCUCUCUGUGUCACUCCCUCAGUGUCAGUCUCACUCACUCUCUGUCAGUCUCAUCUCUCGCUCUCUGUCAGUCUCACUCAUUCUCGGUCUAUCUCUCACUCUUGCUGUCUGUCAGUCACUCUCUGUCAGUGCAGUCUGAGCAAUGACGGUCACCCUGGACUUUGAAGAAUGUCUGACGGACUCUCCGCGCACAAGGGCGGCGAUGGAGACAGUGGAGUCGGAGGUUUUUGAUCUGGAGAACCGCCUGGAGAAGUUAGUGAAACUGUCCUAUCACAUGGCGGACAACGGGCGUCAGUACUGUCAUUCCAGCCGGCAAUUUGUUUGUGCGCUGCGGGAGCUAUCCUUUCACUCACAGGAUGACUGCAUGUUAAAGGAAUGUUUGGAGCGGUUUUCAGACAGUCUGAAUACAAUAAUAGACAAUCACACGGAGCUCUUGGAAACCAUCCAGCAAAGCUUCAAGCAGAAACUGCAGCUUCUUCUAAAAGAAGACCUGAGAUCAUUUCGAGACAGCCGUAAGGAGUUAGAGCGCUGCAGGGAGGGUCUAGAGAGUGCUCUGAACCACAAUGCAGAGCUUCCUCGUAAGAAGGCCCAGGAGAUGCAGGAAGCCUCAUCUGCUGUCCUGACGUCUCGGAAAGCAUUCAGGGAGCAGGUUCUGGACUACACCCUGCAGAUCAACCUCAUCCAGGACAAGAAGAAGUUCUCCAUUCUGGAGUUUAUGCUGCAGCUGAUGGAUGCCCAGGGAUGUCUCCUGACUCAGAGUCAGACUGUCCUGCAGAACCUGGAUGAGUAUCGGAAAGGCCUGGCUGCACAGGUUCAUCAGACGGUGUUACAAGGAGCGCGCAAGCAUAGAGACUUGGAGCAGAAACUGAAGAGCAUGAAACAGAAGGAAGUGUCAGACGAGGACGCAGUCUAUCAAAGUGAAGGUGACGCCUCAGAAGUUGUGAUUGAAGGCUAUCUCUACAAGAGGGCCAGUAACACGUUCAAGACCUGGAGCCGUCGCUGGUUUUCCAUUCAGAAUAAUCAACUGGUUUAUCAGAAGAAAGUGAAUGUUCUCACCAUUGUUAUCGUUGACCUCCGACUCUGCGCUGUGAAGCUGUGUCCGGACGCAGACAGGCGGUUUUGCUUUGAAGUUGUGUCUCCAGCAAAGUCAUGUAUGCUCCAGGCAGAGUCGGAGCGUGUGUUAGACCUAUGGGUCAGCGCUGUACAGAGAAGCAUUACAACGGCGUACAGUGAGAAUAAGAGAGAUAGCGGCAGCCUGCGAAUGCCUCGCUCUGAGGCACCAGCACAGAAGGGAACAGAUGUGAGCGCUCAGGAUUCUGUGCUGAGAGUCCCGGGGAACGCAGCCUGCUGUGACUGCCGGGCAGCAGAACCAGAGUGGGCGAGUAUAAACCUGGGAGUGACCCUGUGCAUCGAGUGUAGUGGGAUUCACAGAAGCCUGGGUGUACAUUUCUCCAAGGUCCGCUCACUCACCCUAGAUUCCUGGGAACCGGAACUUGUGAAGCUAAUGUGUGAACUUGGAAACAACACCAUUAAUGGGAUCUACGAGGCUCGGAUCGAAGAAAUGAACAUAAAGAAACCAACGUCCUCCAGCACACGGUGA
Molecule: messenger RNA, 1673 nt
Organism: Pseudophryne corroboree (corroboree frog)
Lineage: Eukaryota; Metazoa; Chordata; Amphibia; Anura; Myobatrachidae
Gene: ACAP1
Product: ArfGAP with coiled-coil, ankyrin repeat and PH domains 1
Exons: 16
Coding region: 216-1673 (485 amino acids)
Cellular component (GO): cytoplasm
Molecular function (GO): protein binding; GTPase activator activity
Source: RefSeq, a predicted model, not a curated record